AUGCACAAUUUAUCGGAAAUUCUAAAUGACAUUACUAACUCUGUGCCCGUUGAUGUGGUAGUAACUCCACCACCCUUUACUGAGCUACAAAACCCUGUCGCAUGUUUGACUCUGACCUACCCUCUCUUAUUUCGGGCUAUACGAUACCGGCAACGAAUCGAGACCCUAAUCUACGCCUAUUAUGUCGGCUUAAUAUUCACCCAUAGCACCCCUGCACAACGGAGGGCCUUGCAGAACUUAAUCACCAAGCACUACUACCUCACUUCCAUAAAGGUCUACGACGUAUUUUCCAUGUGUGGUGAACCAGCUCAAAUUUACCAGACCAAUACAUUGAAGUUUGGUGAUCUUCGACAGCUCAAAACUGAGGAAAUGGGCCAGUUGAUCGAAGAUCUACACUCCCUCGUAGAACUCGGAUUUUAG
Messenger RNA from Cetraspora pellucida, 420 nucleotides. Lineage: Eukaryota; Fungi; Glomeromycota; Glomeromycetes; Diversisporales; Gigasporaceae. The record is from the annotation of a GenBank genome assembly.